AUGUUGUCCAUGUUUCAGGUGUUGGAAUGUCGAGUUUGUGAAGAUGUAUUUAAACUUCAGGGUGACAAAGUUCCAAGGUUGUUACUGUGUGGACAUACAGUAUGUCAUGACUGUCUGACACGCCUUCCUGUAAAUGGGCGACUGCUUCAUUGUCCCUUUGACAGACAGUCAACAGAAUUGAGUGACUCGGGUGUUUGGGGACUUAAGAAAAACUUUGCUUUAUUGGAACUUCUUGAACGUCUGCAAGUUCUGAAUGAACCACUUACAUCUCCUGACAUUGAUAGUGGGAGUGAUACUGUGCAAUGUGAUGAGAAUGAAGAACAUACAGCAAGUAUUUAUUGUACAGUUUGUGAAACCAAUUUGUGUCGUGAUUGUGAAGAGGUAACCCAUUCCACUAAAACCCUUGUAAAGCACAGGAGAAUUCCAGUCUCAGAGCGACCCAAGGAGAAGCCCAAAUGCACACAGCAUUCUGCCCAUGUGAUUGAAUUUACUUGCUUAGAGGAAGGAUGUAGAGAUAACUCCUUAAUGUGUUUUGUGUGCCGUGACUAUGGAAAGCAUCAAGGACACAAACAUACCCUCUUAGAAAAUGAAGCGGAAAAUAUGCGUGCAUCUGUGACUAACGUCAUUCAGCAUGUCAGGACGUUUACUGGUGAAGUAGAUGGGUCAGCAGCCAAGCUUACUUCAGUUAUUGAGGCAAUUGAAGGUAGCUAAAAUCUAAUUUAUUGUUCCAGAAAACAUCCAUACCCCGUCGGUGGAGGGUUUUGGUUUACCCCUGUCUGCUUCCCCACCCCCAGUUACUCUAAUCAAUAAUAAUAUUGUUAUUAUAACAAGGCUGCUGCCCAAGAACAUUUUUGGCAGAUUUCUGGGAGCCUAUUGAUCGAUAAACUUAAAUAAGAAAGCAGACGCUAGAAACUUGAUUUACACUUCUUGAAACUCGAUUUGAUUGAGUUUCGAAUUUCCACAAAAGUUCUUGUUUGUUUACUUUUAUCAGUGGAAAUUUUUUGCCUAUUGUCGACAAACAAAAGUUUUUUGUUUUCGUUUCAAAAGCACAAAAUGAGCAGGGAAUUCUGUUUUCAUUCAUUGGAAGUAGGCAUAGAGGCUAUUGCCAUGAGAAUCAUAAGUUUUAGGCGACCAUGCGGUCUCCGUCAGAGCCUCUGGCGAUUGGGCACCCGUUAGGCAGCAGCCUUGUGUAACACCACAUUCUUCCACUUAAAACUUCACAGACAUUUGGUAUUAUAAAAAUUUAAGUCUAUUUGGCUUAUUAUUUAUUACAGCAGUAUUUAAUUUUUUUAGAAUUCAGUGUUUCUGUCUUCUGAUUUGGUGCCGGUUGUCAACUUGUUAAAAUUGCUUGUACUUUAGGUGUAGUUGCAAUGCACGAGGGUGACCAUGGUAAUGUUAUUGCUCNCUAAAAUCUAAUUUAUUGUUCCAGAAAACAUCCAUACCCCGUCGGUGGAGGGUUUUGGUUUACCCCUGUCUGCUUCCCCACCCCCAGUUACUCUAAUCAAUAAUAAUAUUGUUAUUAUAACAAGGCUGCUGCCCAAGAACAUUUUUGGCAGAUUUCUGGGAGCCUAUUGAUCGAUAAACUUAAAUAAGAAAGCAGACGCUAGAAACUUGAUUUACACUUCUUGAAACUCGAUUUGAUUGAGUUUCGAAUUUCCACAAAAGUUCUUGUUUGUUUACUUUUAUCAGUGGAAAUUUUUUGCCUAUUGUCGACAAACAAAAGUUUUUUGUUUUCGUUUCAAAAGCACAAAAUGAGCAGGGAAUUCUGUUUUCAUUCAUUGGAAGUAGGCAUAGAGGCUAUUGCCAUGAGAAUCAUAAGUUUUAGGCGACCAUGCGGUCUCCGUCAGAGCCUCUGGCGAUUGGGCACCCGUUAGGCAGCAGCCUUGUGUAACACCACAUUCUUCCACUUAAAACUUCACAGACAUUUGGUAUUAUAAAAAUUUAAGUCUAUUUGGCUUAUUAUUUAUUACAGCAGUAUUUAAUUUUUUUAGAAUUCAGUGUUUCUGUCUUCUGAUUUGGUGCCGGUUGUCAACUUGUUAAAAUUGCUUGUACUUUAGGUGUAGUUGCAAUGCACGAGGGUGACCAUGGUAAUGUUAUUGCUCAGCAUCUGGACGGUACAGCUGAAGAGGCCAGACACAAGGUGCGGGCAUAUUUUGAUGAUCUACGCGAGACAGUCAACAGACAAGAAGAAGCUGGGCUUGCUGUGGUAAAUAAUUAUGUUCGAGAAAAGUUGCUGUCCCUGCGUCAGCAACAGGAAGAUAUGGCUGUUCUUAUGUCACAAGUUACAUCUGUAUGUGUGGAAUGUGAGAGAGCAUUAAAGAGGAGUGAUGCUGAGGUAAGCUGGCAUAUUUGUAGAGUAGUGCUGCAACAGUAUACUGAUUCAGGGCCUCUUGACAUGAGCCCGGUUACUGGGAUGAAUUUCGCCUUGGGUUUGUAUGAGAAAUUUCAACCCAGUUUUUGAGAGGAGAAAAGGUCAAAGAUCCCGGGGACAAGUUCUGGUGCCAAAUUCGAGAAACACAGCAAUCAUGGUGAAACACAAAAAUUUUAACUUUCGUGCCUUUCAUAGCUUCUGCAACUCUUAAAGCAGUAUCACUGCAGUUAAAUGGGAUGCUUAUGACGUGGAAAUACAGCAAGCAAGGCAAGAAGAUUGCAUUCGGACCACCAGAAUUUAUCCUGCUUUCAUCCAGGGUUACCAAACUGAAGUGUUCAUAUGGCAAAAUUUCCAGCCUGCUUACCGAGCCAGCCUGCCCUCUCAUAUGA
Porites evermanni is the source of this 2760-nucleotide messenger RNA. NCBI's taxonomy places the organism in Eukaryota, Metazoa, Cnidaria, Anthozoa, Scleractinia, Poritidae. The record is from the annotation of a GenBank genome assembly.